AUGUGCCUGCCCUGUUCAGGGGAUGAAACUACCCAAGUCAACCCCGAAGGACCAAGAUGGCCGCGCCCUUCAGAAGUCAAUGAAAGGCAGGCCAUACAUAAACGUGUUGAGCAUAUGAAACACCUAAAGAAACAGAAGAGGAAAUUUAAUAAACACUUUGCAAGACCUGCUCCUAUUCCAGAACCAGGACUCUUCUUUGCAUAG
Rhinolophus ferrumequinum (greater horseshoe bat) is the source of this 204-nucleotide messenger RNA. RefSeq names its product coiled-coil domain containing 179 (gene CCDC179). The record is from RefSeq and is a predicted model, not a curated record. The transcript is spliced from 4 exons. Bases 1 to 204 code for a protein of 67 amino acids. Lineage: Eukaryota; Metazoa; Chordata; Mammalia; Chiroptera; Rhinolophidae.